Messenger RNA from Nelumbo nucifera (sacred lotus), 1777 nucleotides. RefSeq lists its product as uncharacterized. The record is from RefSeq and is a predicted model, not a curated record. Lineage: Eukaryota; Viridiplantae; Streptophyta; Magnoliopsida; Proteales; Nelumbonaceae.
AGGAAAACCAGCCUAAACAGAAUAUCUCUGGGUCUGGAUAGCAGAAGAGGUGCAGAGGAGAGGAGACGACUCAGACGAGGGGUGGGGCUUCUCUUUCUUCUCUCCAGUCUCCACCAUAAUCCUAGGUUUUCUGAGGAUCUCUGUGUGGCAUCUAUCUACACGAGUAUGGUUUGUGCUUCUGUGUCCAUCUUAUCCUCCACAUCUUCGUUUCCCUCGAAUUCCAGUAGCGAAUCACCACCUUAUGCAACUACUUCUGCUACUACAAGGACUAGAUGCCUGAAGGUCUCGAGACGGAAGCCUAGAGGUUUGAAACCAGUUUCUUUGCGUUUUGCUUCCCGAGCUUUGAAGAUUGGAGCUUCUUCCAAGCAAUCAAUCGAAGAUGGUGCUGCUGAAAGCUUUCUGGAGGACAAUUCAAUUGCGGAUUUCAUGAGAUUCCGAAGAGGGAAUGGGGGGAGCAAUGGCGAGUUGCAGACGGCCGUUGUUAGCUACAGGAAGAAAUUCCCGUGGUCUCUGCUUCAGCCUUUUCUCCAGGUUGAUCUGGUAUCGACAAUCCAUAUAGCAGAUAAAGAGUAUUUUGCAACCCUUCAGAAGGAACUUGAAUCCUAUGACUGUGUCCUUUAUGAGAUGGUUGCUAGCAGGGAGAGUUUGGAGAAUAGAAGAAAACAAACUGCAACCAAAAGGCUGAAAAGUUCACGCUCGAGGGGUUUCAAUAUUCUUGGAUGCAUCCAACGGCAGAUGUCUCGAGUUCUUACACUUGAUUUCCAGUUGGACUGUCUCAACUAUAAUGGUGAUAAUUGGUACCAUGCUGAUCUUGAUUAUGAGACCUUCAAGCUUCUGCAGCUUGAGAGAGGUGAGAGCUUCUUUACAUUUGCUAGAGAUAUGACACUUAAAUCAACGAAGGCCAUGGUUCAGCCGUCGUCUAUUCCUGAAGACCUUGGUCCUUGGAGAUCCAAGCUUUUAUGGGCUUCUCGCGUGUUACCCAUGCCACUUGUUGGCCUCCUCAUAAUAGGAAGCAUCUGUGCAGAUUUGGGAAGUGAGACAUCUGAAUAUCCAGAGUUCGAGGCACUGUCAAGACUUGAUUUUAGUGCUGCAAUGAAGGUUUUCUUGGCGAAGAGGCUAACUUCUGAGUUCACAGAGGUAACAGCCGAUGUGGAGAUGGGGUCUGUUAUCAUUGGUGAGAGGAACAAAGUUGCAACAGAGGCACUCAAUAGAGCCAUCAAGGAAGGGCACAAUAAGAUCGCCGUAUUGUAUGGGGGUGGCCACAUGCCAGACUUGGGCAGGAGGUUACGUGAGGAACUAGACCUAUUUCCAUCACGAGUUCAAUGGGUAACAGCAUGGUCCAUAAGGAACCGGGAGCUUGAUAGCCAGUCGCUUCCAUUUCUGAAAACACUAGCCAGACUAUCUGGUUGGCCGCUGAAUAGAUAUCAAACCCUGGCACUGCUUAUCCUUUCUACGGUCCUGGCAUUGGAUCUCUGGUUCUGGGAGCUCUUUUUUGGCACUACAUUGAACUGGGUGUCUGAAGCUGCUUCUGUAGUCGGUCAGUUUGCCGAGAAUGCACAAGUUCUGUGAUCACCCCCCCCCCCAUCCGCUAGGUGUAAAUUUCAUUAUUUUAACAAGCAGGAAAGCCUCAUAUACACUCGUGUAAAUAACCAUAUAAUGUAACAGCAUUAAUUUUCUUAAGCAGUACAAAUCCCAAGCAGAUGUAUAAUGUAUUCAAUUACCUUUGGCUGCUCCUCGCCUUUUUUAAUAAUAAAUUAGAAAAAGAAUCUUACGGUUC